ACUCCCAAGUGCUCCGAGUGGUGGUACAGUGUGCUACGGUACUGUUUGUUUUGAUAUUAAUUCAGCUAGCGUCCACAUGUAAGCUUGGUUAUCAUCCUGUUAAGACAACUAAAGGACGGGGAAGCUGUCAUGUCCGAUCUGCUUAAGGACAAAUCUCAAAAAAGAGAGAAGAGGACAGGCAAAGUGCCGUCAGAGGGAAGCCAUGGAGUCAGAGGAAAGGAAACAACUGGCAGGACUAAGGACUCCGUAAGUAUUGUGUCAUCCUUGGAUGAACUAGGACACCAUGAUGACCACGCUCGGACGGCUGUAACAAUGGAGAACACCUACCAGAUGGGACCUUACAAACGCAUCCCUGUCUCCGCUGUCACAGACAUACUGAAGGAUGUACUUACCAGUUACCUCCAAGAGGAGAAAUAUGAAGUGGAGUGGUCUCAAAAAAUGACAAAAACAAUAUGUGAGGUGAUAAGAGCCCGUGUGAAGGACCUCAUGAUCCCCAGAUAUAAGAUAGUAGUCCUGGUCCACAUCGGCCAGCUCACCGGGCAGAGCAUGCAAAUCAGCAGCCGCUGUCUGUGGGAUUCAUCUAAUGACACCUUCGCCUCCUACUCUUUCAAGAACAGCUCUCUGUUUGGCGUGGCAACUGUCUAUGCUGUUUACUUUGAGUGAAUCAUAGGCAUUGCAUGCACACUGAUAAAU
Molecule: messenger RNA, 693 nt
Organism: Toxotes jaculatrix (banded archerfish)
Lineage: Eukaryota; Metazoa; Chordata; Actinopteri; Toxotidae
Gene: dynlt5
Product: dynein light chain Tctex-type family member 5
Exons: 4
Coding region: 130-663 (177 amino acids)
Biological process (GO): microtubule-based movement
Cellular component (GO): cytoplasm; cytoplasmic dynein complex
Molecular function (GO): dynein intermediate chain binding
Source: RefSeq, a predicted model, not a curated record